Molecule: messenger RNA, 1688 nt
Organism: Poeciliopsis prolifica (blackstripe livebearer)
Lineage: Eukaryota; Metazoa; Chordata; Actinopteri; Cyprinodontiformes; Poeciliidae
Gene: nkx1-2b
Product: NK1 transcription factor related 2-like,b
Exons: 3
Coding region: 42-1310 (422 amino acids)
Biological process (GO): cell differentiation; regulation of transcription by RNA polymerase II
Cellular component (GO): nucleus
Molecular function (GO): RNA polymerase II cis-regulatory region sequence-specific DNA binding; DNA-binding transcription factor activity, RNA polymerase II-specific
Source: RefSeq, a predicted model, not a curated record
CCCAAAUUCCAUAAAGUCUAUGGGAAGGACGGAGUGAAGCGAUGAACCGAGACAGAGGCGCGGCAUCCGGGCCUGGAUCUGACGGGAUCCCGGCUGUGAUGGGACGGGACAGAGCCGCAGCAGGAGGGCCCGUGGUGGACGCGCUCCAGCCCGCCAUGAGUCGGGACAGACCGGGCAGCGGGGACGGGGUUCAGACGAUGGUGGGCCCAGAGAGCGGGGAGAUGUUGGACGCAGGCGUCACCGCGGAAAAGCGGCUCUUCUCAGUGGCCGGAAACAGAGAUCCUCAGGCCGGAGAGAACCACACCGAGCCGCCGCCGGUGCUGGCGCCGCCACAACAGGGCCCCACAGGCCACCGUACCACCUCCUUCUCCGUCCUGGACAUCCUGGAUCCCAACAAGUUCACGAGCAACCGGCGACACACGUCGCCGCCGCAGCACGUGAGCCACCACGGGGAGCGCGAGCUGAUCGCCUACGAUGCGGAGAACCGGAGAGCAGGGCCCGGGGAGCGCGAGCUCAGCGGCCUGGAGCCCAGCAAGAGUUGCUACGGCGCGGAGGAAUACCAGAGCAAGGACAGUUUUGUAUACCGAAGUCCAGAUGAGGAGGACUACCACCGCUCUGGGACUCCAGACUCUGAGGGUCCGGAUGGGACCUACAGCAGCGAGGAGAGCAGCUCCGCUCUGCCUAGCAACGGAGACAGAGAGCUGGGCCAGCACGGCCACUCUGACCCCAGCAGAGACACAAAGAGCCCCGGUGGAGGCCCCCCGGCUCAGAUCAGCAGCGGUCAGACCAACGCAGGGCAGGGCACCAAGCCCAAGAGGAAACGAUCCGGCUCGGACUCCAAGUCAGGGAAACCCCGCAGGGCCCGGACUGCAUUCACCUACGAGCAGCUGGUGGCGCUGGAAAACAAAUUCAAGUCCACACGCUACCUGUCGGUGUGCGAGCGCCUCAACUUGGCCCUGUCCCUGUCCCUCACCGAGACCCAGGUCAAGAUCUGGUUCCAGAACCGCCGGACCAAGUGGAAGAAGCAGAACCCUGGAGCCGAUACCUCGGCCCCCACAGCUGGGGGAGCCGGAGGAGCAGGGGGGGCAGGUGGGGGAGCAGGGGGCGGCCUGGGCAGCCUGAGUCCUCUGAGCCCAUCUCCUCCGGUCAGCGGCCACCUGGCCAUGCAUACUGGCUACGCCGGACACCACCACCCCCCCACAGGGAGCCUGGUGCAGCUGCCUUUCCUCACAGCCAGCCAUGUUCUGUCUCCGUUCAUGCUGGGAACUCAGAGCUACGCUGCACCUGCCUUCUACAGCACACACCUGUAGAGCCACACAGUGAACUGCAGAGCAGAAAACCUUUUUACUACCAAUACCUGAAGGCUUUAAAUCAGUGGAUUAUUUUGAUAGAUUGUGAAUAUGAACCAGAACUUGUACAUAAAUCUAUGUUGUAGCUUCCUCUGAAUGCUGUCUGGACCUGCGUGAUAGACCAACAAUUGAGUUCUUUCUUUCUGUUUGAUUUCACGUCUGUACAAAUACUGAAUGUUUCUUUAAGAUGUAAGGAAUGGCUUGAUCUAUCGUCAGUACUGUGUAAUUCCAGCUGUGAUCAUUUUAAUUUCCCUUAUUUAUUGAAUUUGUUCCAGUUGCCAUGAAAUCCCUGGAUGAACCAAAUCCUCAGCCCAACAUGAUACUGUCCUUUGAUAUUAA